CACUACUUGGCAUGUUAUCGUUGCAGCAUCACAAUUCCCGUCAACGUCUGUUCCAUAUAGUGUAAUAUCUACCCUCUAUCGCAAUGAAAGUGUUUCAACGCCUCGCGGCUUCGGCAACUGUCGUCAAGUCCGCCGCCAAUCUAUUCGGCAAUCAGAUGGCCAUCCUCCCACCGAUUCCGUUAUACCGACGACUGCUUCGCGCACAUCGCAAGCUGCCCAAAGAGCAACGAACGUUAGGCGACGAGUACAUCAAGGCAGAAUUUCGUGCACACAAGAGCGUUGAAAAUCCCGUACAGAUAAUCGGAUUCCUCAGCGAAUGGCAGAUGUAUGCCCAAACAAUCGAAGGAAACUCCUGGCGUGACGGUAGGAUGGACAAGAGUAAGGUGGACAAAAUGAGUGACGACCAGAUCACUCAAAUGUACGAGCUUAUGCAAGCAAUUCGAAAUCGUGAACUAGAAGAGAACGACGCAGAACACACCCCGCCACCGCCCCCAGAACCGAAGAAUUAAUGUACAGCAAGCGCUCUGUCUAUUAAAGAAGCUCAGAUACUGAUCUAGAGCUUCACCAUCUACAUGACCCCGCGACUUCGUGGAGACUUUCGACGUCGUGAAGGAGCUCCCAAUCCUGAAGAAGACAUUUAUCAGAACGAAAUGUUCUUCGGAACACAGUUCGA
Messenger RNA from Pseudovirgaria hyperparasitica, 673 nucleotides. Its product is annotated as ACN9-domain-containing protein. The coding region runs from base 84 to 509 and encodes 141 amino acids. Gene Ontology annotation, biological process: succinate metabolic process; mitochondrial respiratory chain complex II assembly. Lineage: Eukaryota; Fungi; Ascomycota; Dothideomycetes; Acrospermales; Acrospermaceae. The transcript has 4 exons. The record is from RefSeq and is a predicted model, not a curated record. Gene Ontology annotation, cellular component: mitochondrion; mitochondrial intermembrane space.